AAGAGAUAGAUAGAGAGAGAGAAACACAGACGGACGCACCCCUGGACGCGGACACGAGUCCCCAAAGCGUCAUCCGGCCUCUCCGGUGCGGCGGCGGCGGCGCCGGAGGUGAGAAAGAUGCCGAGGGCCGUCAGGAUCCGCGGCGACGAGCUGGAGAAGACGGAGCGGGAAGCGAAGAGGCGAAACCUGACAGAGAAGGAGAAGGAGGAGGAGGAGGAGUCGACAGCUCUCCACCCCACGAGCCCUAGAUCUCCCGGCGAGGUAGCUAUUCGGACUUCCCAUCCAAAGAUACUGUUCGCGGUCUUCGAGCCUGAUGACAGAACCCAGUUGGAAGCAAAACAAGAUCGUGUGGUCGAAUCCGUGGCGGAGGAGGAAUCUUCUUCCGAGCCACUCAGCCCUCCGAUCUACGAACCCUACCUUCCUGAGGAGCUAGCUGAUGAUCCGGACAUACUCCAUGAUUUCAAAGACGCCAAGGCCAGGUACUACAAAGAACGCAAUCGUCGAAUUCGCCUCUUCACCAUGGACCAUCACUACUAUAAAGCACCAUCCUGCCUGUUCAAUCCCCAUCUCUUGCUUCCUAUUCUUGAGCCCGCAAGGGAUGCAGCACUUCGUACUGCUAAAUCUGUCAUCUUGCUCUCAUCCUUUGUCGGGGAUGACCCACUGAACAAGUGCUCUGGUUUAUGGUUUCAAAGGGACGACCAGAGCAAGACCGCCCUUGUUUUGACGUCUGCUCAGCUCAUUCGUGAAAAGAACCCAAAGAAGCCAUCAGAGUGGAGGCAGCAGUGGACAGGCAAAUAUCUACGUGACGCUGAGGUCUUUGUUCACUUCCUGGACAACACAGCUGCACCUGGCCGCCUCCUCUAUCUCCAGGAGCAUUAUGAAUUUGCUCUCUAUGAGUUUGAAGUGGACAAACCAGUUCAGCUGCUUACUUUUACUGAGCGUGUGUGCUGUGGUCAAGAUGUUUUACGACUUGGAAGAGAUGAAAGUCUGGAUCUUAGGAUAAGUCAUGGUAUGGUGGCUCAUAAGAUUCCAUCCCGGCAUGAGCGAUGCCACUAUAUGUAUUUUUCUCGUGAUCCAUCUAGUCGCCUACUGCUUCAAGAUGAUGGAGGGGCCAUCAUUGAUUUAGAAGGGAAGGUGGUGGGUCUAGUUAACAACCAUAUUGUCGAGACUUUCGUACCUUCGUUCAUAUUGCACAGGUGCUUGGAUUUCUGGAGAAGGUUCAAUUGUAUGCCUCGCCUCCACCUUGGAAUGGCGUUCACUUCAAUCAAACAUUUAGAUCCUAUCUGUAUUGAGAGAAUGACUCAUGAUCAUAACAUCGAGUCCGGUCUUAUUGUUGAGCAGGUGUCUAAAGGAUCGAAUGCUGAGAAGAUUGGAAUUCGUGAGGGUGACGUUAUUGAAAGCUUUAACGGAAAGUACGUUUCUACAACAAUUGAGUUGGAGCAGAUGCUGAUAGAUAUAUGCUGGGAUCAUUUUCAUCAAGGAAAAUGUUUAUAUGAAGAAAAAGAUGUUUCAGUGAAAAUAUUUGAUGCUAUCAAACAUCGCCGGAGAACUAGAAACUUGACUGUAAUUGUAUCGGAUCUUGGAGAGGACAUUGUGAAAUGCACUUACCCUUUCAUGGGUAAAGAAGCAAUGUCAGUCUCUUAUGAUUCUUGAGCUUGGGCCUGAGAGAGGUACUUGCCCGUUGCUGGCCUUCAUGGAUGAGUCAAUGGAAAUAACCCUUUAAUGCCAAUUGCAAAUUCAACUUCGGAUAAUCUUUUUGUGUGUGCGUGUGUUCCCAGACAAAAACUUUAAAUUGUGGGUGCCUUUGGACCGUAGAAGCAGCUUAGCUUAGAGCACAUAAUAUGUAUUUUCGAGCAGAGCAGAACCUGUAUGCUAAAUUGCUAAUGGCUACUAACUUUGUACUAAAGUUAGUACAAAGUUGAGUCACUUAAUUUGGGAUGGAUGGAGUACUUAUUUUGA
This is a messenger RNA of Hordeum vulgare subsp. vulgare (domesticated barley), 1959 nucleotides long. RefSeq lists its product as uncharacterized. Gene Ontology annotation, molecular function: protein binding. The transcript is spliced from 12 exons. The record is from RefSeq and is a predicted model, not a curated record. NCBI's taxonomy places the organism in Eukaryota, Viridiplantae, Streptophyta, Magnoliopsida, Poales, Poaceae. The coding region runs from base 118 to 1653 and encodes 511 amino acids.